Musca domestica (house fly) is the source of this 441-nucleotide messenger RNA. RefSeq names its product sarcocystatin-A-like (gene CPI). Gene Ontology annotation, molecular function: cysteine-type endopeptidase inhibitor activity. The coding region runs from base 33 to 392 and encodes 119 amino acids. NCBI's taxonomy places the organism in Eukaryota, Metazoa, Arthropoda, Insecta, Diptera, Muscidae. The transcript is spliced from 2 exons. The record is from RefSeq and is marked validated.
AGCUGAAGCACAGAACAGAACACAUCCACAAAAUGAUGAAACUUUUCGUUGUUGUAUUAUUGGCCACAUUGGCUAUUGCUAAGGCUAGUCCACCCUGUUUGGGUUGCCCAUCUGCAGUUGGUGAUGAAAAAGGUACCAGCGAUGCUACAAAUGCUCUUAAGAAUUCUUUGGCAAAAUUGGCAGCCGGUGAUGGUCCUCAUUACACGCUUGGUGAGGUCCACUCAGCCACCACCCAAGUUAUUCAGGGUUUCCUGUAUAAAAUUAAUGCCGAUUUAGUCGACGAACACAAGAAGACAAAAACCUGUGAUAUUGACAUUAUUGAUUUCAAUGAUGUAACCGUUACCUUCCAUUGUCCCGGCGAAGAACCAUUGACCAAGAAACAUAGCUCGUAAAGUGAUUUAAUUAAUAAAAAAUAAAAACUUAUUAAAAACAGUAUAUGCA